CGCAGUCGGCAAGCGGCAACCGCAACGAUUGGACGUGUGUCGAGCAGCGAGUUGAACGAAUAACUGAGUGAAUACUGAAGUGAAUACGAGUGCGAAUACGAAUACGAAUACCAAUAAUAUUCGAGGCGGUGCACAAACCAUGCAGCAAUUAUUUGCCACUUUACUUGGACUGCUGCUCUGCAGCCAGUUUGCAGUCUGGGCUCAAUCUCCUGGCCUUCAGGUGGCCAAGCAAUGGAAACUCUUAAGCUACAACUUUGAGUCUCCAACCCAAGCAAGCGAUCCGAACUUUUACAAUCCUCAAAAUGUGCUGAUCACUGGCAUCGCAGUGACUGACGAUCGCAUCUUUAUAGCGACGCCGAAACUCUUCUCUGGCGUCUCCUCCACUGUCAACUGGGUGCCCAAGGGCAAGCUUGGGGAAUCCCCUCAACUGCAGGCCUAUCCCGAUUGGUCAUUCUCGAACACAGCUCGCUCCAACUUCAACUGCAGCGAUCUCAUCUUGACAUCGGUUUAUCGUCUGCGCAUCGAUUCCUGCAAUCGCUUGUGGCUACUCGAUGCUGGCGUCUCGCGUUCUCUGGAGGAUUAUGAGAUCACCUGUCCACCCAAGAUUCUUGUGGUCGAUCUCAAUACGGAUCGCGUGGUGCGUCGCAUUGAUUUCCCACCCGAGGUGCUGAGGGGCGAAACUUUGUUCACCAACAUGGUCAUCGAUGAGACGACGGCCAAGAGCUGCGACGAUGUGUUUGUGUACAUCACGGACACCGUGGAACCUGGCAUCAUUGUGUACGACAGCAGCAAGGAUGUCACUUGGAGAUUGUCGCAUCCAGCUAUGUAUCCCGAUCCGGACUUUGCCCAGUCUGAAAUUCACAACGAUCGCUUUGUGUUGAUGGACGGCGUCGUCGGUCUGACCUUCGAUGAGCGCAAUGGCAUCGUCUACUUCCAGCCGUUGGCCACUGAUCGUGUGUUCUCGGUGCACAAGAAUGUGCUGCGUGCUGGGCCUUUGGCCAGCGGACAAAUGCUCGAUGUGAAGUUGGUGGGCAAGAAGUCAUCGCAAGGCAUUGGAUUGGCAGUUUCUCCCUUCGACAGCAGCUUGAUCUUCAGUCCACUGACUGAGACGGCGCUUGCUUCGUGGAAUCCCACAACCAAUCAGCAGUCGGUGCUCGCUCAGGAUCGCGAUAGACUUCAGUUCGUGGCAGAUAUAACAACCACACGCUCAGAGCCAGGAGUUAUCUAUGCCAUAGCCUCGAAGUUCCAUCGCUUCUUCCUGAAGAAUUUGAAUGCCAACGAGUUCAACAAUCGCAUUGUGCGCUUGGAGUUGUCUGGCGCACGCACCGGAGGCAUUAAGAGUCCUCUGCACACGCUUCCGUUGUCCUUGGCCACAGCUCCAUCGGCUCCCUCAGCACCCGCUGCUCAUAACAGCAUUCUCCACUAUGGCAUCUACAAUCAGCACUCACAGUCGCAUGUCCACUCCACUCAGACCUCGCCCAAUGCACUUCAAACUUACUUCACCAGUCCGGCUCUGACGACGCCGCUGACCACCAAGACACCCUACAAAUACGAGAAUGCGGGUAUCAUCAACUACGGCGUACGCAGUCCCUUCACCGCCCUCAACCAGGGCGAAGCCUUCCCGCCCAGCAAAGCCAAUCGGGACACCUAUCAACGCUCCUAUCUGGACACUCUCGUCUCCAGUCCGGGACCAACUGCCGCAGCAGCGUCUCCUUCGAUAACUGCGCCAACUAGCUACAUGCAGCGCCACAGUGGAUACUAUUAUCAUCAUCAUUAAACUAAUAAUUAAUUAAUUACGAAUGCUGCAAUUUCAUUUUACGUUUUGUAAAUAUAUAUGUGUUUAUUUAUUUUA
Molecule: messenger RNA, 1852 nt
Organism: Drosophila sulfurigaster albostrigata
Lineage: Eukaryota; Metazoa; Arthropoda; Insecta; Diptera; Drosophilidae
Product: major royal jelly protein 1
Exons: 4
Coding region: 140-1777 (545 amino acids)
Cellular component (GO): extracellular region
Source: RefSeq, a predicted model, not a curated record